ACAAAUUAGCUAUGUACAACCUAAUCAAAAACAAACGACAAGAACAAUUCGGAAAUAAAUUUUGAAGUCUGAAUAAUAAGUUUUAUGCGUAACCUCUGCUGAUCAGUAAAGAGACACAAACGGUUGAAAAAGAUAUUUGUUGUACUUCAUGAAGAAUUAGAGGGCAGCAUGGAAAUUGAAUGCUUCUUAUGGAUUGGACACCUGUUGAAAGAGGUAAUGAGCAUCUUCCCCGGAUUGAAUGGACACAAUGUAAAAGCUCUUCCGGGCGAAAUCAUUUUUGAAAUACUAUCUAGGCUUCCGGCAGAUGAAGUUCUCAAAUGUCGCAGAGUCUCUAAAGAAUGGAGGGCACUUGUUCCCACUCCAUAUUUUUCUCAAUACCACCUUACACGAGCUUCCCCAAUUGUUCUUAUACAGUGUUUAGUACCGCAGAAACUAAGUAGUUAUGACGGUAAAUUGGAAUUUUAUUUUCUUGAUCUAGGAGCUAAAAAGAACCAAAUGGUCAAAAAGUAUUUCACUAAGCCUUCUUCCACCGUGCGUGAGUACUUCUAUCGUAUGCUUUUUAGCUGUAAUGGAUUAAUUGUAUUUGAGACAGAGUAUUUGAGAGCGAAAUACCCAAAUUUCUCUAUUUACAACCCGAUCACACAACAGGAUAUAACUUUGAAAAAGCCAUUUGGGACGGGUUUUUUAUGUGGUAUUUAUUUUCACACUUUGACGAGAGAAUACAGACUGAUAUAUACAUAUAAAACUUGCAAUGCCAAUUGCUGGCACUAUGUAAUAUUAGCUGGCGGGGAGUGGGUAAAGCUUCAGAAUGAUAGUUUUGCGCCGCCUCUCAGGGAUGGUCCUGUAAACAUAAAUGGGUUUGUUUAUUGGAUGAUUUGGAAGAAACUUAUAAACUAUAGAGCUGCCUUUCCUCUUCUAUGCAGUGCAUCUAUUAUCACAUUCGACACCAAAACAGAGGAAAUCCGAGUUAUGGCUCAUCCAGGGAAGAGAUGUCAUAGCUGUUGCGAUGAGCAACGGGAUAUGCAACUCUUUAAUGUGGAGAAUAGGUUAGUUUAUGCUCGCGUAUAUUCGGAACUCAUAAAGAUCUGGGUGCUUGAAGAUUCUACGAAAUGGCUUUGGGCUGAAAGGUAUAACAUUAAUCUUGAUUUAACCGUGAAAAAGUUCAUACCUAGACAAGGACUUCGAUGCCGUCUUAGGAAUCUUGUAUACAUCCCAGAUGGGCAGCUGGUAAUCUUUUGGGAAAAUGUAGGGUUGUUUCUAUAUCAUCUAGAGCUGAAAACGUUCAGAAAAAUGGAUGUUAAAAUUCGAGGAAGAGAUUUAAUGUCUUCAGUUGGGGCUUAUAUAAGCUUGAUGUCUUACACCAAAAGCUUCGAGUUUUGGAGUAAAAAUGUAUGAUAAGUUUUGCUGUCAUUCUCAGUUAUUCUUUUGUUGUUGGUUGUUGGUAGUGAUCAGGGACGGAACCGGGCAUAUAGUCCGAGGAGAAUUCUGACCAUUUUCUCCCCGUCCGGCGAGGAUUCGACAUUAUUAAAGAGCAGCUAGGUGGUUCUACUUCUUUAAGGAAGAAUUAAAAGGAACCCUAAACCCUAACUCCUCUUAGUUGACCAAAAUUGAAGAAGUCAGGGCUGUUUUAUUUUGGACUAUUUACAAAAUAACUCUUCAUUUUUAGUAAAUAUGUUAAUUUAAGUAUAAUUUUCACAAACUUAACGAUUAUAUACAUGAUUUUUUUUCCUCUUUCAA
Molecule: messenger RNA, 1737 nt
Organism: Mercurialis annua (annual mercury)
Lineage: Eukaryota; Viridiplantae; Streptophyta; Magnoliopsida; Malpighiales; Euphorbiaceae
Product: F-box protein At5g62510-like
Exons: 3
Coding region: 169-1395 (408 amino acids)
Molecular function (GO): protein binding
Source: RefSeq, a predicted model, not a curated record